Caenorhabditis remanei is the source of this 210-nucleotide messenger RNA. RefSeq lists its product as uncharacterized. Bases 1 to 210 code for a protein of 69 amino acids. The transcript has a single exon. The record is from RefSeq and is a predicted model, not a curated record. NCBI's taxonomy places the organism in Eukaryota, Metazoa, Nematoda, Chromadorea, Rhabditida, Rhabditidae.
AUGAUGAUCGACGAGACGCUUCUCAACUUCACGACCGCGGCGCCACCACCGACGGUGUUGUCGGCGGUGGCGAGGGGCACACAUCUGGUGGAUCAGUUCCCGGCGCAUGCAGAGAUUUUUAGUGAUGCCGAUUGGCCGUUGGUGCAGGUAAGACUAUUUUUCCUGAACAUUCAACAAAUUCUGAGCAUUUUCCAGCAAAAAUCAGUCUAG